Parascedosporium putredinis is the source of this 495-nucleotide messenger RNA. Lineage: Eukaryota; Fungi; Ascomycota; Sordariomycetes; Microascales; Microascaceae. The record is from the annotation of a GenBank genome assembly.
AUGGACACUACCUUUCCGGACUAUGACGAUCUUCCGUCCGUUGAGGGCAUCUCGGAGCCUUGCGCUUGGGGUCUCUUCAGCCGCAACGGUGAAAAAGACCUAUAUGGCUGUCUACACAAGGUCACUCCUGACAUCAUCAGGGAAGCUACCGCUGAAGUAAAGGAUGGUGUCAGCAUCUCUCUAAACCCGCACGCAAUCAAAGUUCGAGAGAUUGAAGAGAUUGCUAGGGAACAGGGCGUAACGUUUAAACAAGGCGAUGUUAUCAUCAUUCGCACUGGCUACACCGAUAUAGUCGGCGCUGCGGAGCCAGAGGAGCAGGAGGCGAUGAUCAAUACCGGCAUGAGUGCGGGUGUUGAGGGUUCCAUAGAUGCCGUGAAGUGGUUCUGGAAUACCCACUGUUCGGCUGUCGCGAGUGAUAGUGUCGGUUUCGAGGUGCUGCCGGCCACCAAGGACGGCGUUAUCGGGGCCGGAGGGUCCCCUGAUCUAGAACUGUAG